CGAUGACUCCUUGCAUGAGACUUUAUGCUUUUCUCGGUAAUAAGUUCCAGGAGCUUCUAGAUUCCGAUGAAAGUACUCACCCAUAUAAGAAGUGGAUUGACAACUAUGCUUCUGAUGGUUUCCAGGCUUCUGCUCUGCAAACUGAAGAUUUGCUUGACAAACUAAGUGUCUCUUUGACUGGAGAAGAACUUGAUGUAAUUGAAAAGCUUUAUUACCAAGCAAUGAAGCUUGAAAUUGACUUCUUCUCUGCUCAGCCACUUUUUCAGCCAACUAUAUUGCCCUUGACUAAAGGACAUAACCCUACCAAAGAUCAUCUUGUGAUUUUUAGCGAUUUUGAUUUGACAUGCACUGUUGUUGAUUCAUCUGCCAUCUUGGCAGAAAUUGCAAUAGUGACAGCACCAAAAUCUGAUCAGAAUCAGACUGAAGAUCAAAUGGUUCGGUUGUCAUCUUCUGAUCUCAGGAAUACAUGGGGUUUUCUAUCCAAACAAUAUACAGAGGAGUAUGAGCAAUGUAUAGAGCUCAUUAUGCCUGCAAAUAAAUUGGAUAAUUUUGACUAUAAAGAACUGUCUACAGCACUUGAGCAACUUUCAAAAUUUGAGAACACAGCAAAUAAUAGGGUGAUCGAGUCAGGGGUACUCAAAGGCAUAAAUCUAGAAGACAUAAAGCGUGCUGGAGAGCGUCUGAUCCUUCAAGAUGGAUGCUCUAACUUUUUUCAGAGAAUUGUUAAGAAUGAAAAUUUGAAUGCCAAGGUGCAUGUUCUCUCCUACUGCUGGUGUGGAGACCUCAUUAGAUCUGCUUUCUCCUCAGCUGAUUUAAAGGAGUUGGAUAUCCAUGCAAAUGAAUUCACUUAUGAGGGAUCUGUUUCCUCGGGUGAAAUUCUUAAGAAGGUGGAGUCUCCCAUUGACAAAGUCCAAGCUUUUCGCAAUAUAUUGAAGAAUUCCAAUGAUGACAAAAAGAAAUUAACUGUUUAUAUUGGAGACUCAGUGGGUGAUUUACUUUGUCUACUUGAAGCAGAUAUAGGAAUCGUUAUUGGUUCAAGUUCAAGCCUUAGGAGCGUAGGGGCACAAUUCGGUGUUACAUUUGUCCCAUUGUUUUCUGGGUUGGUUAAGAAACAGAAAGAAUACAAUGAAGAAAGCUGUUCUAAUUGGAAGGGUUUAUCUGGCAUUCUUUAUACAGUUUCUAGUUGGGCUGAAGUGCAUGCUUUUAUUUUGGGUUGUUAGUAUUGUGUCUUGCACACCUAAAUUCAUGCUAAACUAAAAAGAAAGGAACAUAUAUAAAUAUAUAGUGCAAUACAGAAUACACAAGCAGGUGGCUAAUUUUAUAAGGGGCCACAGAUUUUCUGCUGUCUCUCUUGCUUCUCUUAAAGGCCGUGGCAAUUCAGAGAUAUGGUAUCAGUCUGAUUAAAUGUUCUAUGGAUGUGCUGUAACCAGGGUAUCUGCAGUAUUCUGGAAUGUGCUCAAGGUUUUUCUUUGAAAUUUCUCUGUGAUCAUGGCUAUUGAUACCUUUUUUCCCUCCCUGAAAUGUUGCCAGGUAUGAGAAAUUUCAGACAGCAAUAAUCAAAUGCUUGUUAGAUCAGGACAACAAUUCAGACUGUGAAGUCUUGUACUGGUAUUUUAGUAGGUUAUUGCUGUUCCAUUUUUUUAAGAAUUUGGCCGAGAUCCUGUGUAUUUUCAGUUUACUCAUUGGUCAUUUAUGAAUGCAGAUGCCGAAGUGAUGUGCAUCUUUGUAUUGGGCGACU
Arachis ipaensis is the source of this 1738-nucleotide messenger RNA. Lineage: Eukaryota; Viridiplantae; Streptophyta; Magnoliopsida; Fabales; Fabaceae. The record is from RefSeq and is a predicted model, not a curated record.